Molecule: messenger RNA, 1677 nt
Organism: Closterium sp. Naga37s-1
Lineage: Eukaryota; Viridiplantae; Streptophyta; Zygnematophyceae; Desmidiales; Closteriaceae
Source: the annotation of a GenBank genome assembly
AUGGCUGAUCCGUCCGAUGCGCUCGUGCUGGCCUUGCACGAAGUCGAGGCUGUGAAAUUCGGCAGUUUCAAGCUUAAGAGCGGAAUAUGGUCGCCGAUUUACAUUGAUCUGCGCGUGAUCGUAUCGUAUCCGAAGCUGCUGCAGCAGGUGGCCGACGCGAUGUGGGCGCUCGUGUGCCCGUCGGUUGUCGGCGAAUCCGAUGCCGCUGCGAAAUUCGACAACGUCUGCGGAGUCCCGUACACCGCGUUACCCAUCGCCACGGCCAUUUCGCUCUCGCGAAACGUGCCGAUGGUCAUGCGAAGGAAGGAGGUGAAAGGGUACGGAACAAGGAAGGCCAUCGAAGGGGCCUUCGAGACCGGCCAGCAUUGCCUCGUUAUUGAGGACCUCGUUACAAGCGGAGCAUCCGUUAUGGAAACUGUAGAACCGCUUAACGAGGUUGGGUUGAAAGUAACUGACGUGGUUGUCCUUAUCGAUAGGGAACAAGGCGGCGCUGCGCAUCUGGCGGCGCGUGGGCUGCGCCUCCACGCGGCGCUGACUCUGACACAUGUCGUCACGGCAUUGGUCAAGCACGGCAAGCUGACCAAUGAUGUGGCAGAAUCCGUGACCAAAUUCAUCGCGGAAAACCAAACCGCAAACCCCGCCGCUGCUCCCGCCGCCGCCCCCGCGCCCGCUGUAACGGUUGCCCCUGUAACCGCCGCCUCUUCGCGAAAGUCGUACGCCGCUCGCGCGGCCCUGGCGAAAAACGAGGUGGGGCGGCGGCUGUGGGAGAUCAUGGAGCGGAAAAAGACAAACCUGUCAGUGGCUGCUGACGUGGAGUCGGCGGAAGAGCUGCUCAAGCUGGCGGAAACGGUGAGCAGGCGGGGUGGGGGGGGGAACGGGGCGAGCGGAACGUUGGGAGGGAGGAGGGGAGGGUGGGGGAUGGUGGGGAAGGGGGAGCGAAAGAUCGGGUCGGAGAUCUGUGUGCUCAAGACGCACGUGGACAUUCUCCCGGACUUCACUCCCGAGUUCGGCAAGCGCAUCCGCGAGAUCGCCACGCGGCUGGACUUCCUGGUGUUUGAGGACCGCAAGUUUGCUGACAUUGGUAACACGGUUACCAUGCAGUACGGCGGGGGCGUCUACAAGAUCUCCGAAUGGGCUGACAUCAUCAAUGCGCAUGGCGUGCCGGGGCCAGGCAUCAUCCAGGGGCUCAAGCAGAAGGGCGGGUCCAUUCUUCUCCUGGCGGAGAUGAGCUCAGCAGGCACCCUCGCCCACUCCACCUACACGGCCGCCACGCUGAGAAUGGCGCUCACCGACCCGGAUUAUGUCAUUGGCUUCAUCUCCAUCCAACCUGGAGGCUGGCGUAGUGGUGCCACUGCCGCUGCCGCCGCUGCUGCUGGUGGGGCGUGUGAGGAGCUGGCGGCGGCUGUGAGGGAGGCGGAGGCGGCAGGGGUGUGGGAUACGUUGGUGCACAUGACGCCGGGCGUGCAGCUGGCGGCUGGAGGGGACGCGCUGGGUCAGCAAUACAACACUCCAGACGCUGUGAUCAAGCAGCGGGGGUCCGACAUCAUCAUAGUGGGCCGAGGAAUCAUCAAGGCGGCUGACCCUCUGGAAGCUGCCAGGAAGUAUCGCGAGGCUGGGUGGGCGGCGUACGAGGAAAGCCUUGCUGCUGCAGCUGCUGGUGAAGGUGCUGCAGUCUAG